AUGGAUACUUUGGCGGGUUGCAUUUCCGCGUCAAUCUCUCUCCCAACGUCUUGUUCCCUCGGCACGCCCGGAUCAAAAAAAACGGAACACUUUUCAAUUUUUGCCCGGGCGUGCUCGGGCCUGGUUGGGGAAAUGGAGCUCAAAAAGCCGUCGAGGGUGUCGUUGACACGAAUCAGCGGCCCAUGUUUAGCGUUGGUUCGCAUUAUCAUUCAUUGUAAUUUGAUGUCCCGCUCCUGGAGCUGGAAUGAUGGAGCGAAGCGAUGCGGCUGGAACCUUGGGCGGCCUCGUCGUUUGCCAGCCUCAACAGCCCAGGGCUGGCAUCCGCCGAGCGAGUGACGGGCUGAUGAUGGGUGUGGUGA
Gaeumannomyces tritici R3-111a-1 is the source of this 359-nucleotide messenger RNA. RefSeq lists its product as hypothetical. The record is from RefSeq and is a predicted model, not a curated record. The coding region runs from base 1 to 336 and encodes 111 amino acids. The transcript has a single exon. Lineage: Eukaryota; Fungi; Ascomycota; Sordariomycetes; Magnaporthales; Magnaporthaceae.